AAUCAAUAUGUGCUUUUAAGUUUCUUUCUAAAUAAUUUAAGUUUUUUUUCGACAUAAAAAUUUAAUCUACCCACACAGAAGAGAAAAUUUAGUUGAGUUUGGCGAUCCUCUUGAAAUGACAUUUCUGAAAUCUAAUUUCACGAGUCAGUAGCAGUCGCUGCUCGCUAGUGUCCGAAAACGGUACUCAUCAUUCUCCCAAUUACACCCCCUUCCCAGAAAAUCAACACUAGUUCAAUUUCUACACCCACUUUUACCAUUUCAACACUCGAUCUAACUAACAUGAAGCUGCGUUUUCCAAUUUUUCUCAUUUCACUGCUCCUCGUCCUGCUCUUCUCAUUCUCUUCUUCAUCGAAACCCAUAGACCCAUUCCUCGGAAUCGCACCCCAAGAUGUAAAAUAUUUCAAGUCUCAUGAUGUGAUUAGAUGCAAAGACGGAUCCGCAAAUUUCAACAAGGAGCAGCUCAAUGACGAUUUCUGUGACUGCCCCGAUGGAACCGAUGAACCUGGUACAUCAGCGUGUCCGCGUGGGAAAUUUUAUUGUCAGAAUGCUGGGCAUGCUCCUGUCUAUCUGUUUUCGUCUCGAGUUAAUGAUGGAAUUUGCGAUUGCUGUGAUGGAAGUGAUGAAUAUGACGGUCAAGCAAAGUGCCUAAAUACCUGCUGGGAGGCUGGGAAAGUUGCUCGAAAUAAGCUUAAAAAAAAGAUUACCACAUAUCAAGAGGGCAUCAAACUGCGAAAACAACAAAUUGAACAAGCAAAGUUAUCAAUGGAGAAGGAUGGUGCAGAGCUUUCUAAAUUGAAAAACGAAGAAAGUAUACUUAAAGGGGUUGUGAAACAGCUAAAGGACCAUAAAGAACAAAUAGAGAAGAUAGAGGAGAAGGAGCGUCUGCAGAAGGAAAAAGAAGAGAAGGAGAAGAAAGAGGCUGAGGAGAAGGCUAAUGAAAAAACAAUUAAAAUCGAUGAAGAAGACACAAAACAUGAAAAUGAAGCUGAAACGGAUUCACACGUUGAAGACAAUACUGUGGCAAGUAGUCAUGAUAAAACUGAAGUUCAAGAGGAUUCUCUGGUUGAUCAGGAUGAAGCUGGGGAAAAGCUAGCCGACACACUUGAUAAUUUUGUUGAAGCCACUGAUGCCCCUGAAAGUGAAGGAUCAUUGCUUAAUAAAGUGGAAGAGAAUGCAAAAGAAGCUGAGAGAGAACCCACUGUUGAAUCUGAAAUUGAUUUGACGACUGGAGAGGCAGAGUCUUCUGGCGAAGUCAUCAAUACGGGUAAAGAUGUAUCUGAAAAUACUGAUGGAUUAUCAAAGGAAGAAUUGGGCAGGCUUGUUGCUUCUCGUUGGGUCAAAGAAGAUGUUGGUGCAAGAGGUGCUGAAGCUGACACUGCAUUAGACAAUGAAGAUCAGGAAGAUCUCCCACACGGGACAACUAAUGGCGAUAGUGAAGGAUAUGCUUCUGAAAGUGACGAUGAAAACCACAAAUAUGACGAAGAUGUAAAUGACGACGAAUUUCAAGAUGAUGAGAACGAUGACCUUAGUUCCUCAUACAAAUCUGACACUGAGGCCGAACCAGACUUGUCAGAUGUUACCACAAAAGACGAUCCUUCUUGGUUAGAGAAAAUACAGAAAUCUGUGUGGAAUAUUUUUCAUUCUGUCAAUAUAUUCCAGACACCUGUGAACCAGUCAGAUGCUGCUCGUAUACGCAGGGAAUAUGACGAAUCAAGUACUAAGUUGUCUAAAAUACAGUCUAGAAUAUCGAGCCUGACGCAAAAGCAAAAACUUGAUUUUGGUCCAGCAAAGGAGUUUUAUUCAUUCUAUGGUCGUUGCUUUGAGAGCAAGCAGAACAAGUACACUUACAAAGUCUGCCCCUAUAAACAGGCUACUCAGGAGGAGGGCCAUUCCACCACCCGUUUGGGUGGCUGGGACAAAUUUGAGGAUUCAUACAAAGUAAUGGUGUUUUCUAAUGGUGAUAAAUGCUGGAACGGUCCUGAUAGGAGUUUGAAGGUCAAGCUAAAAUGUGGGUUGUCGAAUGAGAUUACUGAUGUAGAUGAACCAAGCCGCUGCGAGUACGUAGCUUUAUUAGCUACUCCGGCCCUUUGUCAGGAAGAAAAGCUGAAGGAAUUACAAGACAAGCUAGACUUACUGAAUUCGGAACAACCAGAAAGCCAUGAUGAGUUGUGAAAAACCAAAUGGAUUUUAAUUGCCAGUAUGAAGAUCACGGAACAACUGAAGAAAUCGUGCCCUUAAGUUUUGUAUGCUAGAGCUUACCCAAAUUUAAUAUUGGUUAAGGUUAGGGAGGGGCUAGGACUAGUAACGGGUUGCCAAUAUUCUGAUAUGACAAAUUCCUUAGCACAUUUUUCUCUUAUUAAAAUCACAAUGACUACCUGGUAUGUGGCUCUCCUUCAGACUGUGCAUUCCAUUUUCAAAGGAAUGAUCUUUAUACUAUUCAAACAACUAGACGGUCACAGAGGUUCUAAAACAAUUUUUUGUUCAAAUGAGUUGACAUUAUUAAUAUUAGAUGGAUUAGUGGUUUGAACAACCAUCUUAUACA
Messenger RNA from Lathyrus oleraceus (garden pea), 2542 nucleotides. Its product is annotated as glucosidase 2 subunit beta. The transcript is spliced from 17 exons. The coding region runs from base 280 to 2172 and encodes 630 amino acids. Lineage: Eukaryota; Viridiplantae; Streptophyta; Magnoliopsida; Fabales; Fabaceae. The record is from RefSeq and is a predicted model, not a curated record. Gene Ontology annotation, biological process: N-glycan processing. Gene Ontology annotation, cellular component: glucosidase II complex.